This is a messenger RNA of Pelodiscus sinensis (Chinese soft-shelled turtle), 1355 nucleotides long. NCBI's taxonomy places the organism in Eukaryota, Metazoa, Chordata, Testudines, Trionychidae. The record is from RefSeq and is a predicted model, not a curated record.
ACUGAACUCUUUCUGCCUCUCUGCAGGUCACUGCGCUAGCCUGCGACCGGGAAGAUGAAUGGCUGGGUUUCACACGCACUCUGCCUGUCUGUCGUCCUGCUGUCUCUGCUGAACAACGUUCUUGCUGGGAGUAGUCAGGAUCUCCAUUGUGGAGCUUGUCGGGCCCUGGUGGAUGAGCUGGAAUGGGAGAUCUCCCAGGUGGACCCCAAGAAAACCAUCCAGAUGGGGUCAUUCCGAAUCAACCCGGACGGCAGCCAGUCAGUCGUAGAGGUGCCUUACGCCAGAUCCGAAGCGCACCUGACGGAGCUGCUAGAGCGGGUCUGCGAGAAGAUGAACGAGUACGGGGAGAAGGUGGAUCCCUCCACCCACCGGAAAAGCUACGUCCGGGUGAUCUCCCACGAUGGGACCAAGAUGGACCUUUCUGGGACCAAAAUUGACGGGGACGUCACGUCCACCCUGAAGUUUGCAUGUGAGAGCAUCGCUGAGGAGUAUGAGGAUGAGCUCAUUGAAUUCUUCUCCCGCGAGACCGACCAUGUCAAGGAUCGGCUGUGCAGCAAACGGACUGAUCUGUGCGACCAUGCCCUGCACAUUCCCCAUGAUGAACUGUGAAGCACGAAGGCCUGCAUCGAACAGGACAGUCCCCUGGAGCAGAUACCUCCCCUGCCCGCUGGCAUUGCCCUGGGAACCGCGCUGGGUGUCACCUGGAAACCCAGAUCUUCCUUGGGGUGCAAAUCGGAAUAGAAUAUCCCUCUGAGGGAAAGACAUUGCCCCCCUGGGGAACACUUGAUUUCAAUUCGCUUUUAGGCUGCCACUGAAUCCUUCCUUGUUCCUUCCCCAAGAAGGUUGGCAGCUGGAGGGGCUAGAAUCUGGAUUGGACCCUUUCCUCUGCCCCCAGUCUGGAGCUUUGCCGUCUUAUUUAUUUUUGUUGUGCUUCCACCGUAACUGUCUCGGGAGGGGAGCGUCAUCUCUUGGGGAGAGGAAAGGGGACCAGUACCCAGGACUCCUGGGUUCCGUUCUAUCUCUGCCGUUGUCUCACUGUGACUUCGGGCUCCUUGCUGCUCUGGCUCAGGGCACUGCACAGAGAGCUCUGCCCCAUCAUCUGCCCGCAGGAGAUCCUUCUGGCCACCGUCAGCGGGCGCAACGGUUACAUGACGUCCAAGUGCAAGCUGGCGAAGACACGGCCACAUGGCUCUCUGGGCAGGGUGGAGGUCCAGGUUUCUGGGGGGAGCUGGGCUACUUUGAAGGGCUAGUUUUGAAAUGUCCCAGGUCUGUCUCUUGAAGACCGCUUUCCCGGCUGCAGGAGAUCUCUGGCUGAGGGCAGUCGAAUAAAACUUCUGACCACGCCGCAGUUGGAA